Molecule: messenger RNA, 2413 nt
Organism: Passer domesticus (house sparrow)
Lineage: Eukaryota; Metazoa; Chordata; Aves; Passeriformes; Passeridae
Gene: LRRC56
Product: leucine rich repeat containing 56
Exons: 14
Coding region: 294-2192 (632 amino acids)
Molecular function (GO): protein binding
Source: RefSeq, a predicted model, not a curated record
GCUGGAUGGACGGACGGACGGCUGGGCGGGCCCGGGGCCGCUCCAGGUGCCGCGGCCGCGGCGUUGCCGGGCGACGGGCGGCCGCUGUCGCUCCCUGCCCGCGGCUCUCCCGUUCUCCCCGCGGCCCCGGCACGGCUGGCAGCAGGACAUGGUACAAUUAAAUAACACUAUGAGCACCUAUCAGUCAAGAUAAAUGAAGAUAAACAGCUGUGACUACUAAAUUAAAAUCUCUGUAGGAGAGGAAUGGGAAAUGAUGCAGAACAGCAGUGGCAUUGGAAGAAAAGCAUGUUGAGAUGGACCUGAAGUGGAGUCCUGACAGAGUGUCUCAUCCAGGCUCAUCUGAAGACCAGGAAACUGAUGUGAAUUGGCAAGGCAACUCAAAUCCCAGUCUGCUGAUUAAAGAUGAUGGAGAGCUGCUUAUGGAUGAACAUCUUUCCCCCAGGAAACUGAAAAUUUUGGCAGGGGUAGAUGAUCUGCAGCAAGUGAAGGCCCUAGAGAUGCGAGUAGACACGAGAGAGAUCAGCUUGGGGAACUUUGGUGUGCAUCUGCCUAAUCUGAGAGAACUGAAGUUGAACAAUAGCUUGCUUGUAUCUGUGAGGGAUCUUGGAACCUCAUUGUCCCAUCUCCAUGUCCUGUGGAUGGCUCGGUGUGGGCUCUCAGAUUUAGAUGGGAUCUCUUCCUGCAGCUCUCUAAAAGAACUCUACAUUGCUUAUAACAACAUCUCUGACCUGAGCCAGCUGACCUGGCUGGAUCACCUGGAGGUUUUGGACCUGGAAGGGAACAAUAUUGAGGACAUCAACCAGGUGCAGUACCUGCGACUUUGUUGCAAGCUAAGCCACCUGACAGUGGAGGGCAACCUUAUUUGCCUGAAGCCAAAUGCAGAAUCUGCAGAGGACCCAGACUAUAAUUACAGAGCAGAAGUAAAAAAACUCAUUCCCCACCUGAAGUAUUUGGAUGGAAUACCAGCAAGCCAGACUACUCUCCUUCCUUCCAAGAAGAUGCAUGAAGAUUCUCUAAUCAUCAAGGAAUCCAUCAAGGAAGGUGGUUUAGCCAAAGACAUUUCAUCAUUAGAUCCGUAUCUUGGGGAAGUAGCAAAGCAGUCUGGAUGCAGCCCAAAACCCCCAACAACUUCCAGACCUGGAAAUGCACAGUGUUCUGCUAAUGUAGGGAUUUGUAGUGAUGCCAGCCUCUUGGCCGGUGGCUGUCCUCUUCCAGAUCCCACUGUUUUUCCUGAUAAGCUGUUCACAAAAGAUGACUCCAGUGAUUUGACACAUGGACUCCGUCAAGUCAUAUGUGGGAACCCCGCCAAGGCCCUCCAUGUGAGGAGGCAAAAGCUAGGUCCACCUGCUGUGAGCCCUUUGAAACCGUCUGGUCUGAUGACAGAAAACCUCUGUGGCUCUGGAGGAGGAAGAGAUCUGCACCAGGAAAAGGUGUCCUCUGACCUGGGAGCAUGGACGGAGCAGCACAAGGGGUGCCUGCAAACAGGUCAGCAAGAACAAGCCAGCCAAGUACUGAAGGUGAAUAAAGGCGAAGACUGGGGCCUGUGGAGCCUGGCUGACAGCUUAGAAAAUGAGUUGAGGGAGGCCUGUGAUGAGGACCUCAUUGAAAGGAUUUCACUUGACCCUUCUUCUCACUCCUCCUCAGGUUCAUCACAGGCUCAGGAGGGUGCAGUGUUCUCCAACACAAAACGUUAUCUAAUUCCAUCCCCUCCAAAAAACCCUUCACCUGCCUCUGCAGUGGAUGUUGCAGCAAGACCCUGGAAAACAAGGAACCACAGGAGUAUAAAAAUACCCAGCCUAGAGGAGAACAGACAAUGUACACAGAAAUGCCAGUCCAAAGCUCAUCAAGAGAAUUCAGCCCAGCCUCAGGACAAAGAGCCCACUCUCCUGGGCCUGCACAGCACAGUGGCUGCCUCUGGAUCCCAAGGGCAGCGCCAGGCUGUGGGCUGCACCAGCCAGCCAAGGCUCAUUCCAGCAGCUGUUAGGUUACCAAGGAUCAGGCCCAUCAUGGAUGAGAGCUCUUCUGAAGGGAUCAACCACCAGCAUCCAGCUGCCUGCUCAUCCACAAAGGCCUCGCAGAGGUUUAGGCCAAUGAAUUCUGCUUGGCCCCUGACUGCCAGGUCCAUUCUGCAGUCAUUGCCACACAAAUCCACUGCCACAAAAACAUCUCAGAACAGAAGUCCUCAGUCCUAGAAGGUACCCAGUUGCCAGCAUGUGUUGGAGCCAUGUACACAGUGCAGCCGUGAAGGAUCAAUGCUAUCUUGCAGCUUCUUCUGCAAGCUAAACACAGAGCAGUUCAAACAAUUAAUGUGAUUUGCCUCAAUUCAGGAUACAGCUGCUCCAGAAAUAUUUUAAGAGCAACCACUGAUCAACCAAUGAGCUAAUGAACGUCUUAUUACAGAAAAAUGUGGUUA